AUGAAGCGUAGUGGAACCAUUUUCAUUUUAGCUAUGUACUCUUCAUUAGUAUUAGCGGAUCCUCCUCAUUACACCACUCAAAAAAGUUUCCAAACUGCAUUCCAAGAAUGUGCUGAAUAUUUUCGGGUACCCAACUGCACCGUUCGACGAUACAUCGAAGAAUCGAACUCUCAGCCAAAGGACGAAGCGAAGAACCUGAUUCGCUGCACGUUAAUUAAUUUGGGCAUCUGGGACGACGAAAUCCGUGUGCGUGAAUAUGUUCUGCGAAAUUACUUCGUGCCAUCACCGAAUAAUACCUGUUACGAAAGGCGGAUUCGUGAAUGUCUCGCCAACCUUGACUACUACUGUGACUAUAGCCGUGCCUAUGAAUCAUUCGGAUGCUUCCACCGUCACUAUAGCGAGCUUAUUGUCACGGAUGAAAAACUCAUACCAAACGAAAAGCUGGAACUACAGCAGCUAGCUCUUACCGGCCUUACGAUGGUCAAUCUUCCCUAUGAAGUUCUAGUCCAAUACUGCAAAGGUGACAUAGAAGGUGAAGAACAUUUCCCAGAAUUACUGUUCCUGAUCCUGGUACGCGGUGGUUACUACAGCGCACAGAGCGGCUGGAAACUAGCGAAUUGGUAUACCCAACUUGGCUAUGAAGCUUUGUUGGAUCGGUACACACGGCAGUGCAUCGACCGUGUUGCAAAGGAGAAAUGCGAUGCCGACGAAGUCGCAAGAAUGUUUGCCACGUGGCAGACAUGUUUGGGUCGGUACAGCCCUAUCCUACAGUACAUCCGGAAAGCAGCCAAAACGCUGGUCGGGGAUCCAGAUGGCUGCAUUUGUACAAACGCUGUAUACAAUGGAAACUACAAGAUGGUUAAGGAUUCUUGUCAGUAA
Messenger RNA from Sabethes cyaneus, 879 nucleotides. RefSeq lists its product as uncharacterized. The record is from RefSeq and is a predicted model, not a curated record. Gene Ontology annotation, biological process: sensory perception of smell. Bases 1 to 879 code for a protein of 292 amino acids. Lineage: Eukaryota; Metazoa; Arthropoda; Insecta; Diptera; Culicidae. Gene Ontology annotation, molecular function: odorant binding. The transcript has a single exon.